AGCGUCUUUCUUUUCUAGUUCCAUGAAUGAAGUCGUUCAUACGUCUCCGACUAUAGGCAGCAACGUGGAGGAGAUCGUGGUGAAUAACACUAGGUUUCUUAUGUGGGACAUUGGCGGUCAGGAGUCUCUCCGCUCCUCAUGGAAUACGUAUUAUACAAACACAGAGUUUGUCAUAGUGGUUGUGGACAGCACCGAUAGAGAGCGGAUCGCUGUGACCAGAGAGGAGCUGUAUAAAAUGUUAUCUCACGAGGACCUGAAGAAAGCCGGACUGCUGGUCUUCGCCAAUAAACAAGAUGUGAAGGAAUGCAUGACGGUAGCUGAAAUCUCCCAGUACUUGAAGUUGACUUCAGUGAAGGAUCAUCAGUGGCACAUACAGGCCUGCUGUGCGCUCACCGGAGAGGGCCUUUGUCAAGGACUGGAGUGGAUGAUGUCAAGGCUAAAAUCCAGAUGACCCCAGUGACACAUGAAGAGACAUUAGACUUCAGACACUGUAUUUAUGAAUCCCUGAACUGCUGCAAACCAAGUAUUUAUAUGCGUCGUGUCCCACAGGACCACACCAGACAUCAUGAUCCUACGGUUCCUAUCAAAGCUGUGAUUGACCUGACCCUUCUUUUUAGCCUGUAACCCCCCCAAACCCUCCACCCCACCCCCGCCCAUGGAAAGACAGAGAAUGUGGCUUUUAAAACUUUUUAUAUUGUAGCUCUGAUUCUUCACGGAUACCAGCGAGCCGACGAAUCAAGCAUAGACUGAGCAGUAUUGUACGCAGCCCACAGACAGGACAGCGAUUCUGUACAUAUCUCUGUAUUACCGGUGUGUACGCAUGCUCCUCCUAUGUUGGACCGAAGAAUGGCCUUGACCACAGGGACUAUUGCACAGUUCCGACUUGAAUGCUUUACUAUGUAAAAAUAUUAUUUGGCACUUUUUUUUUUUUUUUUUUCUCUAUUUUUGUGUUUUUGUUUUUUACUUUUUGUUUUAGACUUUUUAUUUUUAUUUUUUUAUUAUUGUACAUUCCUUGACCUGUGCCGGUUUGCAUGUCACGUUCCCUCUCCGUACCAUCGUUCUUUAUUUGACUUUUCUGCUCUUGCUGAAAUUAGUUUGACCCUAGUGAUAAUAAAGUAAGAUGGGGGGGAGGAGUACUCUGGUGUCAUUCCUUUACUGU
Messenger RNA from Hyla sarda, 1159 nucleotides. RefSeq names its product ADP ribosylation factor like GTPase 5A (gene ARL5A). Gene Ontology annotation, molecular function: GTPase activity; GTP binding. Lineage: Eukaryota; Metazoa; Chordata; Amphibia; Anura; Hylidae. The transcript has 4 exons. The record is from RefSeq and is a predicted model, not a curated record. Gene Ontology annotation, cellular component: trans-Golgi network; cytoplasm. Gene Ontology annotation, biological process: protein localization to Golgi membrane; vesicle-mediated transport; intracellular protein transport. Bases 23 to 451 code for a protein of 142 amino acids.